AUGAUUGACCAAGCACCCUUGGAAUUGCAAGGACAAGUUAAGGCUGUUCUUAAAGUUAUGAGGUCUUUUGAUUUUGUGUUCUAUUUGCUUCUAAUGCACAAAGUAAUGAAAAUUACUGAAGUUCUUUGUCAAACAUUGCAGCGGAAAUCACUUGACUUUGUACAUGCUAUGAACUUUGUUGGACUUACAAAGUCAAUUCUUCAGGAGAUGAGAGAAAAAGGCUGGGAUGAUUUGGUAAGAGAUGUGGAAUCUUUUUGUGAAAAGCAUGAUAUUGAUAUGCUUGAUAUGAAUGCUUGUUAUAAGGAUAGUACAUGUCGUUGUUGCCAACAAAGAAAUUUCAUUACAGUUGAGCAUCAUUACCAUAUGGAUGUAUUUAAUGCUUUAGUUGAUUUUCAAUUGAGUGAGUUGAAUAGAAGAUUAUCAGACCAAGCAUUAGAACUCCUUAUACUUAGUUCAACCUUGGAUCCUCGUGAUAACUUCAGGAAUUUUAAAACUGAAGUUGUUUGCAAUCUUGCAAAGAAGUUUUAUCCCGAAGAUUAUGAUGAUGGUGAAAUGUUUGCUUUAGAAUUAGAGUGUGCAUAUUAUGAAAAAGAUAUACGUAGUGAUCCAAAAUUCCAGAAUUUGGAAUCCAUUUCUGAUCUGUGCCUGACCUUGAAUAAACUUAGAAGCAAGAUGGAGGAUGAGUUUCUUGAUGAUUGUAUGGUCCUUCACAUUGAGAAAGAGUAUGCUGAAUCUAUUGACAAUGAGUCGUUGAUUAAAGAGUUUGAAGCUUCAUGUACUCGUAGAGUUAGUUUUAGUUAG
This is a messenger RNA of Rosa rugosa (rugosa rose), 801 nucleotides long. RefSeq lists its product as uncharacterized. The transcript is spliced from 2 exons. The record is from RefSeq and is a predicted model, not a curated record. NCBI's taxonomy places the organism in Eukaryota, Viridiplantae, Streptophyta, Magnoliopsida, Rosales, Rosaceae. The coding region runs from base 1 to 801 and encodes 266 amino acids.